AUGGAUGGAGUGGUGACGAUGACGACGUUGACACAGGCACAUUUGAUUCAGUUUGUUAGCAAGGAGGGCUGCUGUGUAGGAAGAAGCUACGAUAGGGUGUUAUUGGGUGGUGCGGAAGGAAGUACAUCUGAGGUGAGGUGA
Molecule: messenger RNA, 141 nt
Organism: Brugia malayi
Lineage: Eukaryota; Metazoa; Nematoda; Chromadorea; Rhabditida; Onchocercidae
Exons: 2
Coding region: 1-141 (46 amino acids)
Source: RefSeq, a predicted model, not a curated record